Molecule: messenger RNA, 1080 nt
Organism: Zingiber officinale
Lineage: Eukaryota; Viridiplantae; Streptophyta; Magnoliopsida; Zingiberales; Zingiberaceae
Exons: 1
Coding region: 1-1080 (359 amino acids)
Source: RefSeq, a predicted model, not a curated record
AUGAAAUCAGAAAUAAAUAAAGUCAAUUCCAAGUGGAUUGAUCCUCCGGCUCCUCCCUCGCCUCUUCUUCUUUUUAAGCUUUGGCGAGGGAUUUGGAACUCAACUAAACAGGCCAUUCUUCUUUUCUAUUUUAGAAUCGAUGCCAUUCAAGUUAAGCCAUUCAGCGCGAUCACUUCAAAUCCGAUGAGAGACGCGGUCGCCUGCUUCGGCCACCAAGCCGUCAAGGUCGUUGAAUCCACCUGCUCCGGCGGCGGGCUCACCUCCUCCUUCCACCGCCCCUCUCCGCCCCCGCCGGAGAACACCGUCUCCUUCUCCUACCGCGCCUCCCUCUCCUCCCGCAAGCAGCUCCUCAUCGACCUCACCUGGCGCCGGAUUCCAUCCGGCGACGCCUCCCUCGCCGUCGCCGUCGAUCUGGAGGGCUCCUCCUCCGCUGCCUCUCACCGCGUGACCCUGCGCAAGAAGGGGAGCCGGGCGUUCUGCGCAGGGACCGUCGCCUGUUCGAUCCACUGGGACGUCUCCGCCGCCAAGUACGACGGCGCGGCGCCGGAUCCGGCGAAGGACUUCUACCUUGUGAUGGUCGCCGACCAGGAGCUGGUCCUCCGGCUCGGAGAUCUGAGCGGGCAUAUCGUCGAACGCCUGCCGCGCGCGGUCGAGCACCGCGCUGUACUCUACGCCCGGCGCGAGCGGGUGUUCGGCGCCACACAUCACUCGACCAAGGCGAUUUUCCGCGACGGCGGCCGCGAGCACGAGGUGAUGGUGCGGUGCAAAGGGCCCGCAGGAGGCGACGGCGAGCUAUACUUCUGCGUCGAUCGGAAGAGGUUAAUCGACGUGAGGGAGGUGAAAUUGAACUUCAGGGGAAACCGGUCGAUUUACCUCGACGGAUCGGUGAUCGACGUGCUGUGGGACGUGCACGACUGGUGGUUCCGUGGAUCGUCCCCCGCCGCCUCAUCCGCUGCCAGCGGCGGCGCAAACUUCAUGUUCCGGACGAGGAGCGCGAGGGAGAGCACGCUGUGGUGGGAGACGGAGGCGGCCAAAGGUGCGCCUCAAUUCACUCUCUUGAUCCAGGUUUUCAAGAACUGA